AUGAAGGAAGACAUCCCAGCGACGACAUCACUAAUUGGUUAUCUGAUCUGUCUGAUCUUCAAAGCGCUCUCUACCUCCAAAAUUCUUCUAGUCCCAUACUCAAAGUGGCAUGUUCCCCGGUACCAUGAAUGGAUGCAGGACGAGAGCCUCCAUCUCUUUGUCCAUCUCUUUCCCCGUCCUUUCAAGAACAAUCUGCUCAAGCUUGACUCGCAGGAAAUCCAACAAGCAACCGCGUCGGAGCCGCUGUCCAUCGACGAGGAAUACGCAAUGCAGCGCAGCUGGCGGCAAGACGCAGAUAAACUAACAUUCAUCGCCUGCCGUCCCGUCCUUAUACCUGGAGAAAACCCUCUUUAUUUGUCCUCAGACUCGGACUCUCCAUCCAACAUGGUCGGCGACAUUAACCUCUUCCUCCACGUCGACGACGGCGAAGAAGGAGACGCAUCGCCCGAAUUAUACGGCGAGAUCGAACUCAUGAUCGCCGAGAAAGUGAAUCAGGGGCAAGGAUUCGGGAAAGCCGCAUUACUGACCUUCUUGCGAUACGUCGUUGAGAAACAGGCUGCUAUUCUGGAGGAAUAUGUGACGGGUGAUGUGGAGGCCGAUACGACGAAGAAAUUGCGGGCUGCUCAGCCGGUGCUUCGGUUCUCGUAUUUAAGUGUGAAGAUUGGAGAGGCGAAUUCUCGGAGUUUGGCGCUCUUUGAGAGUCUUGGGUUUGUGAGAGUUGCAGAGGAGCCAAAUUACUUUGGAGAGUUUGAAUUGAGGAAGAAGGAUUUUUCGGUGGAGGCUCUUGAUGAGAGACUUUCGAUCGCUGGGGUGAAUGACUAUCAAGAAUUGGCUUAUCUACGUCAGGAGUGA
Molecule: messenger RNA, 852 nt
Organism: Penicillium oxalicum
Lineage: Eukaryota; Fungi; Ascomycota; Eurotiomycetes; Eurotiales; Aspergillaceae
Exons: 2
Coding region: 1-852 (283 amino acids)
Biological process (GO): protein acetylation
Molecular function (GO): N-acetyltransferase activity
Source: RefSeq, a predicted model, not a curated record